Molecule: messenger RNA, 5186 nt
Organism: Danio aesculapii
Lineage: Eukaryota; Metazoa; Chordata; Actinopteri; Cypriniformes; Danionidae
Gene: col28a2b
Product: collagen, type XXVIII, alpha 2b
Exons: 36
Coding region: 2-3796 (1264 amino acids)
Molecular function (GO): serine-type endopeptidase inhibitor activity
Source: RefSeq, a predicted model, not a curated record
CAUGAGUGAAGCUGAUACUUAUUACUUUUCUUCUCAGCAAUUCUUUUUUCACAGUCGUCUGUAUGUCGUAUUUUUGUUGCAUGCAGAUCUUACACACAGAAGAGGUCGUGAAGUCUGCCAUGAACUUCUGAUCUUUUUCAUUCAGCUUCUUGAAUUCUGGUUGGACUCGAGCCUGUGCUGUACUGAAAUCAGAGCCGGUUUACACAUGAUGAUGAGGCUGUGGAUACAUUGGCUGGUUUUGCUCUGGGCAGCGCAGCUUGUUUUGGCUCAGCUGGAGGAUUUUGAUGAUGAAGAUGAAGAUCCUGAAGAUUUUGUAGAAGACAAUAGAAAUGGAAGACGUAAAAGUAAACCAAUCACCUCAAAUAUCAUCCCCAAAAACAAUGAUGAGGACUGUAAUUUGGAACUGGCAUUUUUGGUGGACAGCUCUGAAAGUGCCAAAGACAACCAUGGCCAGGAGAAGAGCUUCAUUACUAACCUUGUCAACCGAAUCCCGAACAUCCGUCUCCAAACGGGCCAGGGCUUGAACUUCAGAACGGCUCUCCUUCAAUACAGCAGUCAUGUGAUCACCGAACAGUCCUUUAAAGACUGGAGGGGUGUGUCCAGCUUCCAGAGCCGCGUCGCCCCCAUUCCCUACAUAGGGCACGGCACCUACACCACCUACGCCAUUACCAACCUCACCCGCAUCUACCUGGAGGAGUCCGGCCCGGGAACGGUCAAGGUGGCCAUCCUGAUGUACGGCGGUGCCUCGCAUCCCAAGAAUCCUGAUAUUUUCUCUGCUCUAGCUGAUGCGAAGAACCAAGGGAUUAAAUUCUUCACAGUAGGUUUCACAUCCGCGGCCAACAUGGAGCAGCUGCGGCUUCUGGCCAGUCCUCCAGCCGGCCGAUACGUGCACAACCUACAGGACGAGGGCGUCGUGGACAAGAUCAUCAAAGAGAUUACUGAAGUGGUUGAUGAAGUGUGUCCUUUUUCCCCAAAAUGUACUUGUGAGAAAGGAGAGCGAGGACCCAGUGGACCCGCUGGUAAAAAGGGUCGUCCUGGAGAUGAUGGAAGUCCAGGCCCUAAAGGUCAAAAGGGGGAGGGCGGUUUGAGCGGUGCUCCUGGACGAGACGGGACAGAGGGGAAAACUGGAUACAAAGGAGAAAAGGGUGAGCGAGGUGAGUGUGGGACACCAGGAGUGAAAGGAGACAGGGGUCCUGAGGGUCCUGUUGGCAUCAGAGGAAGUCGAGGGCUGCAAGGUUUGUCAGGACCGAAUGGAGAUGUUGGACCUGAAGGCCUACCAGGCAAAAAAGGCGAGAGAGGAUUUCCCGGACCCCCAGGGAUACAGGGAGAGACUGGCAUUGGACUUCCAGGACCAAAGGGUGAUGUGGGCUUUCAGGGAAGAAUGGGUCCUCCUGGGCCUCCUGGGCUUGGCGAGCCAGGUUUACCGGGGCCACAGGGGCCACAAGGUUCGCCAGGAGAAAAGGGCCCUCCAGGAGAGGGUUUUCCAGGACCAAAGGGAGAGAGGGGUCUGGAGGGGCCAAAGGGACCCCGAGGACCAGCAGGUACCGCCAUUAAAGGAGACAGGGGGGACGUUGGUUCUCCUGGCCCUCCAGGACCAGUUGGGCUAACCGGAGCAGGAAUACAAGGAGAGAAAGGUGUAGAAGGACCGCGUGGACCCCCGGGAAGCAGAGGACCACCGGGUGAGGGCUACCCUGGACCAAAGGGUGAUCAAGGUUUACCAGGUGAGAGCGGUGCACCAGGAGAGAGAGGAGCAGGUGAACCGGGAGCUAAAGGGGAACCUGGAGCUCCAGGACUGUCAGGAUUACCAGGUUUACCAGGGGAGGACGGAGCUCCUGGACAGAAAGGAGAACCAGGGGCCACUGGCUUGAGAGGUGCUGAAGGAGCAGCAGGAGUGGGCAUCCAGGGUGAAAAAGGUGAUCAGGGUCAGAGGGGAAUCCGUGGAUUAGCAGGUCCGCCAGGAAUUGCUGGACCCUCAGGGUCAAAAGGAGAACCUGGCACCCCUGGGCGACAGGGAUUACCUGGGCUACCUGGACGGGCAAUAUCAGGACCAAAAGGUGACAUCGGCCCAUCAGGUCCAUCUGGUCCAGUAGGAGAGACUGGAUAUGGACUUACUGGACCCAAGGGAGAUCGCGGUGACCCGGGUCUUCCUGGUCUGAGUGGUUUGAAAGGGGACGGAUAUCCUGGUCCUACAGGCCCUCCUGGUCUUCCUGGUCUUCCAGGUGAACCAGGUCAAGAAGGCAUAGGAAUACCAGGACCAAAGGGUGAUGUUGGCUUCAGAGGUUUACCAGGCCCACCUGGACCUCCAGGGGAAGGACUGCAAGGACCACCUGGCACCAUGGGAAGACCAGGACCUUCUGGGCCUACUGGACAACCAGGACAAGGUAUACAGGGUUCAAAGGGUGAUCAGGGGUCACAGGGAGUGACCGGGCCAAGAGGACUUCCUGGAGAAGGAAUGCCGGGGUCAAAGGGGGAUCGUGGAGCUCAGGGUGAGAGAGGGGUUAAGGGAGUUAAAGGUGAUAUGGGAGAUCCUGGUGUUCCUGGACAAGGAGGUAGACCAGGAAUCAAAGGAGAAUCUGGGCUGACGAGAGACGAAAUAAUCCGAAUGAUCAGGGAGAUUUGUGGCUGUGGAGUCAAAUGUAAAGAGCGUCCCAUGGAGCUUGUGUUUGUGAUUGACAGCUCUGAGAGCGUCGGGCCUGAAAACUUCGAGAUCAUUAAGGACUUUGUGGCGGCGCUGGUCGACAGACUUACCAUAGGCCGCAAUGCCACUCGUGUUGGCCUGGUUUUAUACAGCCUGGAAGUCCAGCUUGAAUUCAACCUGGCUCGCUAUACAACCAAACAAGAUGUAAAACAAGCCAUCCGCAGAGUUCACUACAUCGGCGAGGGCACCUACACCGGCUCUGCCAUCCGUAAAGCCACUCACGAAGCCUUUUACAGCGCCAGGACGGGAGUGAGGAAGGUGGCCAUCGUCAUCACAGACGGACAGACAGAUAAACGGGAACCUGUGAAGCUGGAGAUCGCUGUCAGAGAGGCGCACGCUGCCAACAUCGAGAUGUACGCUCUGGGAAUCGUAAACAUUAGUGAUCCCACACAGAAAGAGUUUCUCCAGGAGCUCAAUCUUAUUGCAUCGGAUCCUGACAGUGAACAUAUGUACUACAUUGACGACUUCAACACAUUGCCAGCUCUGGAGUCCAAACUAGUCAACCAGCUCUGCGAAGAUGAAAACGGAGCUCUUAUCUUCAGCCGCAUUAAUGGUUUUGAAAACGGAUAUGGUCUGAACGGGAACCGGAUCAAUGGUAACGGCGGGCAUAAUUACGACACCAUCACAUAUGAAGGCAGCAGAGAAAACACAGGAUCACCGUCUGCCACCAACACUGUGAUCACUGACAGCGGGAGAGGAGACACGUUUGCUGGUCCGGACAUUAAACCGGUGGUUGAGCGUGUACCUGAGACGCCAGAGACAGAAGGAGCUCCAGCCGUUACUGGGACAUCCACACAUAGCAGACCUUCAUCCGGGACAACAACAUCAUCAUCGUCUGUGAACACAUCUUCAGCUUCAGUGCAGUUUAUACCAGCACCACGACCACCGUUACCUAAAGAGGUUGUGCUUUUGGACCCCCUUUGUAAGCUGCUCCUGGAUCAGGGUCCUUGUCGGGAAUAUAACAUUCGAUGGUACUACGACCCACAGGCCAACGCCUGUGCACAGUUUUGGUACGGCGGCUGUGAAGGAAACCGUAAUCGAUUUGACACAGAAGAAGAGUGCAAGAAGACGUGUGUGGUCGUGAAAGCAGGCGGCUGAUAUCCAUGAUGGACUAAUUUACCUUUGUCUGUAAUUCCUCAACUCCAAUGGACCUGCACUGAAAUAAACAGAUGUUAAAGAAAUUAGUUGGACAUCUGCAAGAAACAAGAGUGGUCCUUCUUUAUAUUUAGCGGCCUUAACUACUAUGUACUUAUAUGUAAAUUAAUCAUGUAGUACAAUACUUAUUUGUAAUAAUAUUAGUAAAAUAAGAAUAUUAGUACAAUACUUAUGUGUAAUAACAAUGAAAUGACACAUAGAGGAAGUUCUGAAGUACUGAAAUGUAUUUAAUACUUUAUAUAAAAGGCUUUUUUGGUGACGGCAGCUGAAAGACACCUCUCAUAUGGAGAAUGAAGUUUUUCACAGACUUCAACAGAGUGUCAAAAUCUUGAUGGUUCUGUGGGUCUCGUCUAUCAAAUCUGAGCUUUAUUUUGUAUUCCAUAUUGGUUUCAAGUCAGGUGAUUGACUGGGCCAUUCGCCAGCUUGAUUUUCUUUCUCUGAAACCAUUCGAGAGUUUCCUUGGCUGUGUUUUGGAUCACUGUCUUGCUGAAAUGUCCACCCUGGGUUCAUCUUCAUCCUCCUGCUAAUGUAGAUGUUAGAUGUAAACUGAAGAAAGGCAGAGGAUUUCUGAAGAACUAAGAGGUUUCAGCUGCUGUCUGGGCUUUCACUACCUUUCUACACCUCCCUUUCUUCAUGUGUUCAAUUCUUUUUUUUCUGUGUCAUUGUAUUUUAUUUUAUUACACGUCACUUAAUUUGUAAUCUAAUUAGUUUUCUUUGCAUAUAUGGAUUUCUUUGGUUGUUACCAACAUCCGGUGAAAAUUUCAAGUCAACGGCACCUUUAGAAAUAUGUUUUCUGAUUAAAAAUGGUGACGUGUUCAAUACUUAUUUCCCCCGCUGUAUAUUUACACUGUUGACUUAGCCCACCCUUAACACAUCCACGAACAAGUGUUGAAAAUUAGCAAGUCUAAAACACUUAAACAAUUGCAUUUGGUUUGUCCAGUGUAAUUGUGAUCUCCAUUUAAAGAAAAAAACUAUAAAUAAGUACAAAAAUUAAACCUACUCAAACCAAAAACACCAAAAUUGUAGUGCCAGAAGUGUUGUGCAAUACAAUAUGAACACAAUAAGAACAUCGUAUACUUAUUUUUUAUGCAAGUAUCUAGUAAUUAAGGCCACUUAAUAUAAAGUGGGAUGGCUUAUCAACAAAGCACAAUACUUUCACGAAAUUUUGCAUCCUGUCACGAAACAAAAAUGAACAGGCAAGUAUGAAAUAUAUGACAAAUGUAACGUGUGAUUUUUGAGAACCAGUGUUGUCAGUAGCAGUGUUAGACCGUUUGUCAUUUUGUAUCUUGUAUGUACUUUUUUAAAAUAAAAUAUUUUAUAUGUGGAUAACUAA